Molecule: messenger RNA, 1438 nt
Organism: Temnothorax curvispinosus
Lineage: Eukaryota; Metazoa; Arthropoda; Insecta; Hymenoptera; Formicidae
Product: GTPase-activating protein and VPS9 domain-containing protein 1-like
Exons: 5
Coding region: 581-1006 (141 amino acids)
Biological process (GO): vesicle-mediated transport
Cellular component (GO): endocytic vesicle; cytosol
Molecular function (GO): guanyl-nucleotide exchange factor activity; small GTPase binding
Source: RefSeq, a predicted model, not a curated record
GUCCACAGACCGAUGAGAGUGUGCAGCUGCAGAUUAUUAAAGCUCUGCUGACUGUAAUGACAAGCCAGCAUGUGGAGGUAUACGAGGAUACGAUGAUCAACGUGAUCUUCGCGCGAAUGGAGACUCAGGCGGAGGAAGAGAACGUGAGGCUUGAUGGGGAACAUCAGCAGGAGAGUUCUGUCAUAGCAAACGGCACAACUGAAGCUGAGCUACGUCUUAGUUAGCUAAGUCUAACUAGCUCAUCUUCAUGAAACUUUACGUUGCGUGCGUCUAUUUAAUGACGAUGGAUGUAGAAAGCUCUUCAAAUCACUUCGAGAGGAUUAUCAAAAGCGAUCUCCUUAUAUCGCAUAUUUAAUCAGAUGUCGUCAGGGAUUGCUGUCGACAUUAGCUCACUUAGAUAGAUUAUGCGUGCGAGUUAAGUGCGAUCGGGAUGCUAUCAAUAAUCAUCUUGUAUCCAUUUGUGUGAGGGUAUUUUUGGAAAAAAAGAAAGCUUUCCUCCUGCGAAGAGUUUAAAAAGCUUACGCUAGCUGACGAGAAACAGGAUCUCGUGGAUAAUUUUCUAGGGAAGGUCCACGUGGAAAUGGACAACGAUCCGAUUUGGCAAUCGGCAAGCGCCAACCAGUUAGAUUUGGCGAGAGUCGUGGUGGAAAGAACCGUCAUGGCACGGGUAUACCACAAUGCGCUCUAUCUAAAUCUAAAUGAAGAUGGAGAUGUAUAUAGGGACCAGCUUUUUCACGGUCAUAUCAAUAAGUUGGCAAAGGUCGUAACUUCAAAUCACAGGGACCUACGCAUUUCAAAAGUUUAUCAUUACGAAUGCCCCUGGUCAUGGGCGCAGGCUGAAUUGGCUGUGAUAUCGGCGUAUAAGACUCCUAGGGAUAAGUUGCAGUGUGUAUUGUUGCGCGACUACCAUCAUGAAUCUCUUUUCCAUGGCGUCGGAAAGAGGCAUACCUGCUGCCGACAAUCUGACUCCCGUGCUGGUCUACAGGUAUGUCAUAAUCAAGACUAAUCCGCCGUCGUUGUAUCGACUGUUCAAUAUGUAGACAGCUUUUACGGGAAUCGAUUGGAGGGAGAAGAACAAUAUUGGUGGACGCAGUUCUGCGCCGCGAUCGAGUUAAGACAAUGGAUUAACAGUUUCUCAAGAGUAUCACGAUAAAUAAGAUUAGAUUCGAUGCUGGUGAUAAUGUAGAAAUGUAUCAUAAUCAUAAUUUGACGAUUUCAUAAAGAAGAAGACCAAUAUCUUGUGUAAAGCUAGCUGAACAGUUUUAUGCUUCCAGUAUCAAUUAAAAUUCUUAAGUAGCCUCUUAAAUAGUCUAACUGUUAGUUCUUUCGCACGUUAUUAUGUAACAUUAGCAAAGACUGAAUCAGAUUAUACGUAAAGUGUGGCUUUAUCUUUAUUUGUAACUCUAUUGUACAAUGUCACAGGACAUCGAAAAAAAAA